AUGGCUGCGCUCACUCCAGCCUCCAAAAAGAGCAAAGUCCCACUCUCGGAUCUCCUGCCUCCUCUCAUUUUCGGAACUGCAACAUUCAAUUAUCAAUACAACCCAGAUCCUUACGAACUCGACCCGACCGGGCUCGUCCAGCAAGCCUUGGAAUACAAGAUCCGUGCUUUCGACACAUCUCCAUACUAUGGUCCAUCAGAGGAGAUUCUUGGGGCUUCCCUGGAUACUCCCUGGGUCCACGCUAACGUCAGACGAGAAGAGUACUUUCUCCUCACGAAAUGUGGUCGCAUUUCUUCGGACCACUUCGAUUAUCGUCCGGCUUCCAUCGCCGCGAGCGUCCGCCGCAGCCUGGUGCGCUUACGGACGACAUACCUGGACGUCGUCUACUGCCACGAUGUAGAGUUCGUAUCGAGCGAUUCUGUCGUGGCAGCGGUCCGCGAGUUGCGUCGAUUGCGCGACACCGAAGGCAUCGUCAAGUACGUCGGCAUCUCCGGCUAUCCGGUGCCUGUCCUGGUUGCUCUCGCGACCCGUAUCUUGGCCGAGACAGGGGAGCCCUUGGACGCGGUCAUGUCCUACGCCAACUUCACGCUGCAGAACGGCGCGCUCGGCUCGGCCGAGACUCUGGCGGCGUUCGCGGCCGCGAAGGUGGAUGUCGUGCCGAACGCAUCCCCGCUCGGCAUGGGCUUGCUGCGCCGGGAGGGAAUCCCUUUGGGCAGCUUGGGCGAUUGGCACCCGGCCCCGUACGACUUGCGAGCUGCUGUGGCUCGCGCGAGUGACCUCUGCGAUGUCCACGGCGAACAGCUCGAGGUCAUCGCACUCCGCUGGGCACUGGAGGAAUGGCUCGCCCGGGGCGCGCCGGUGGGAAGCCGUGGGGAUCCUGCUGCGGGUACCACGCCUGUGGCGGCCACGCCCACGCCGACGUCGGAGAAAUCGCCUCGCCUUGGAGUCAGCGUGAUGGGGGUCUCGAAAGCUGCUGAGUUACGCAAGACCGUGGAAGUCUGGCAUAGCAUUUUGGAAGGCCAUGCGGGAAGCAACAUCGGCACUGCGAAUGAUCUUGAAUCGAGCUUGACUCGUCGUCAAGUCGUACAGAAGCUGGCCAGCGAAGUCCAGGAACGCUUGGGCAAGGAGUGGCUCGAUUAUGCUUGGGAUAGUCCUACGAAAGGCGCGAAGGUUGUCAGUGAAGGAGAGACAGAUGAGACUGCAAAUCAAGCGUAAGGGGGUACACAGUCGGACAGCUGAAAGUGAAUCGCCAAAGCACGAUCUGGGGCGUCAGAUGUGGAAGAUGUCCUGCGUUGCCUUAUGAUUCCGUCCAACGCUAGCUCCACUGCCUUCUGGAAUUUACGUUUCCGUGCCGAAAGACACAAGAUUAGAAAAUCCGUCUGCAUUCUGGGAAAUGCAGCUUAACAGUCAGGAUCAGAUCCAAGGGAUAUCAGAGAAGAUCUAGCAGCAUCUGAAGCUUUAUAGGGAUCUAGCGUUCUGCAUACAGGACAGCGAGGAAACUUCUUGCUCGAGAAGAUGUACAACGGGUCUGGGCGCAGCCCACGAACCGCGGCCGUUCAUGUUCC
This is a messenger RNA of Dissoconium aciculare CBS 342.82, 1565 nucleotides long. Its product is annotated as Aldo/keto reductase. Gene Ontology annotation, biological process: dehydro-D-arabinono-1,4-lactone biosynthetic process. Gene Ontology annotation, cellular component: cytosol. Bases 1 to 1215 code for a protein of 404 amino acids. The record is from RefSeq and is a predicted model, not a curated record. The transcript has a single exon. NCBI's taxonomy places the organism in Eukaryota, Fungi, Ascomycota, Dothideomycetes, Mycosphaerellales, Dissoconiaceae. Gene Ontology annotation, molecular function: D-arabinose 1-dehydrogenase [NAD(P)+] activity.